Molecule: messenger RNA, 3184 nt
Organism: Acanthoscelides obtectus
Lineage: Eukaryota; Metazoa; Arthropoda; Insecta; Coleoptera; Chrysomelidae
Source: the annotation of a GenBank genome assembly
UCUAUAGAUAACCUCCCGUGACCUUUCGCGUUCGACUUUGCUCACAAACGAGAUUUAAACUUAAGGGAAUGUUGCGAUAAGGCAGUACCCGGUUGACCGGAUCACCAAUCGCACCGUACGCUUUAGCGAAGGCCCGUUUCGGAUCCGAUAAGGGCUGCCUCGCCGUGACACUUCCUUCCUCAUGCCUGAUUGGCACACCGUGAUCGUUGAUAGAUUGUACAGUUGACUUAGGGUAAAAUGACUCUUGCAGAUGUGGUGGCCAGCACCGGGAGCAUGAUAGUGGUGUCGAACCGGUUGCCUUUCGUGCUCGUCCGGGAUAAGGAUGGAAACUUGAAGAGAAAGGCCAGUGCUGGUGGUUUGGUAACAGCCGUAGCUCCGGUGGUGAUCAACGGAAAUGGCCUGUGGGUGGGAUGGCCAGGCAUACAUCUGAACGAUCCCACGGAACCCAUUCCAGAGUCGGAUCCCAACGAUAUCACACCGACGGCCGGAUUGAAAUCUGAUAAAGUCGUGGCGGUACAAAUGGACCCAGUGAUGUUCGACUCGUAUUACAACGGCUGCUGCAACGCCACCUUCUGGCCGCUGUUCCACUCGAUGCCGGACAGAGCCACCUUCAAGGGGGAGCAUUGGAAGUCGUACGUGAAGGCGAACAAGGAGUUCGCCGAUUGCACAAUAAAGGCGCUGGAGUCGCUGCCGCCUUGUACGGGCAACAACGACAUGCCGCUCAUCUGGGUGCAUGAUUACCAUCUUAUGCUCGCCGCCAACUGGAUCAGGCAGGCAGCCGAAGAGAGAGAACUGAAAUGCAAGCUGGGCUUCUUCCUGCACAUCCCGUUCCCGCCAUGGGACAUCUUCCGCUUGUUCCCGUGGUCGGACGAAAUUCUGCAAGGCAUGCUCGGCUGCGACAUGGUCGGUUUUCACAUCACCGAUUACUGUCUGAACUUUGUGGAUUGCUGUCAAAGGAACCUUGGCUGCCGAGUCGACAGGAAGAACUUGCUGGUGGAACACGGUGGCAGAACGGUUAGGGUACGACCUCUGCCUAUCGGUAUUCCCUUCGAGAGGUUCGUGGAAUUGGCUGAGAAGGCGCCGAGGGUGUUGAGCACCAAUCAGAAGAUCAUCCUUGGGGUUGACAGAUUAGAUUAUACGAAAGGCCUGGUACACAGACUGAGAUCGUUCGAGAAAUUGUUAGAAAAAUACCCGGAACACAUAGAAAAGGUGUCACUCCUUCAGAUAUCUGUGCCCUCCAGAACAGACGUCAAAGAAUACCAAGAUCUGAAAGAAGAAAUGGACCAGCUGGUAGGCAGAAUAAAUGGUAGAUUUACUACACCAAACUGGUCACCAAUUAGAUAUAUUUAUGGCUGCGUGAGUCAAGACGAACUGGCAGCCUUUUACAGAGACUCUGCAGUCGGUUUAGUCACGCCUCUCAGAGAUGGAAUGAACUUGGUUGCCAAAGAAUUCGUUGCUUGUCAAAUCAACAUUCCACCAGGUGUCCUGAUAGUCUCGCCCUUCGCCGGCGCAGGCGAAACCAUGCACGAAGCUCUGAUCUGCAAUCCGUACGAGAUCGACGAUGCCUCGGAUGUGAUCCAUCGCGCGCUCAUGAUGCCGGAAGACGAAAGAAUACUCAGAAUGAACUACCUCAGACGCAGAGAGAAACUGAACGACGUCAAUUAUUGGACUAAGUCCUUCUUGUCGGCAAUGGGCAGUUUGGUCACCCAAGAUGAACAGGACGAUGUUGGGUCCGUCACGAUGCCUGCCGUCACUUUGGACGAUUUCGAUGAGUACCUCGCAAAACCGAAGCUGCCGCGCAGACAGAAGCCUGAAUGCGAGGGCACUAGAAGAAACUGUUUGAUCCGAAAACCGCUCAACUAAUCGAUCAUCUUUGCACAUCUCUAGUUCUCAGUCUUCUGAGAAUAAAGAAGGACAUAUCUGCUGUCGCUACUGGUAGUGAACAAGAAUGCAUAAACAUUUCUGGGGUACAUUCCACUAUCGCAAAAUCCUUUCUAACCUAUCGGCUAAAAGCUUCCAGAGUUACAUUUGGUGAGAAUAGCAGAUACGGAUGAUUCUUAACUUGUGAUGACUAAAUGCUUGGCUAUCAUUACUUAAAUGUAUUAAUGAGUGAAUUUUGUUUUAGGUACAUUGGAAACACGCACAAAUUGGCGCUGCUCCUGGAUUACGACGGUACGUUAGCACCGAUAGCACCUCAUCCAGAUCUGGCAAUCAUACCUGCAGAAACUAAAAAUGUACUACAAAGACUGUCUAACCUGUCAGACUGCUACAUCGCUAUCGUUAGCGGUAGAAAUGUCAAUAACGUUAAACAAAUGGUGGAUAUCGAAGGAAUAACCUAUGCCGGCAACCAUGGUCUCGAAAUCCUGCAUCCAGAUGGUACCAAAUUUGUCCAUCCGAUGCCCACUGAGUUCCACGACAAAGUUGGAGAGCUGAUGAGACAGCUCCAGGAAAAGGUAUGCAGAGACGGCGCUUGGGUCGAGAAUAAGGGAGCCUUGCUGACGUUCCAUUUCAGGGAGACACCAAUCCAUCUCAGGGCUGGUUUGGAGAAGCAAGCUGUAACCUUGAUAGAAGCCGCAGGUUUUCUUGCGGCGCACGCGCAUUGCGCCAUUGAAGCUAGACCGCCUGUACAAUGGAACAAAGGUAGAGCCUCCAUAUACAUCCUGAGGACCGCAUUUGGUGUGGAUUGGAGUGAGAGAAUCAGAAUCAUAUACGUCGGUGAUGAUGCUACUGACGAAGACGCUAUGCAGGCCCUGAAAGGUAUGGCAGCGACAUUCAGAGUUACCUCUUCAGAUAUCACAAAAACGGCGGCCGAGCGCCGUUUGCCAUCUACGGAUUCGGUACUGACUAUGUUGAAGUGGGUGGAACGACAUCUGAGCCGCAGGAAACCCAGCAUGGAUCCCGGUAGGAUCCCAAGAAGAAAUUCAUCACAACUGGCUAAGCAACCAAUCCAGAUGAGCGUUUCCAUCGUUCAAGCAUCACCGUCAAUGACCGAUCGACCACACUCAGCCAAUAGUUUGUCACCAAACCAUCCCAACUAGAUUUGUACUCUGAUGAUAUUGAGGGCCAUCCCUGAAUCUGGAUAUUUUCACUAUCUGUGUUAUGUUUAACGUAUAUCAGAACUGAAGACCGACUAGGAAGCGGCACAUUUGUUUUAGGUUUGAAAUAUACUAUUUUGUUAUAAAAA